Molecule: messenger RNA, 1021 nt
Organism: Engraulis encrasicolus (European anchovy)
Lineage: Eukaryota; Metazoa; Chordata; Actinopteri; Clupeiformes; Engraulidae
Exons: 7
Coding region: 1-939 (312 amino acids)
Source: RefSeq, a predicted model, not a curated record
AUGCUCAGAGAGGAGCAAGCUGGCUUCAGGAAAGAAUGCUGGAAAACCACAGAAGGCGACCUGCACAAACUCUCCACAUUUCAUACAACAUCCCUGCGCAAAAUCCUACACAUCUACUGGCCCAAAACCAUCUCCAACAAGAAGCUACUCAACAUAACCCAGCAAGAAGAUAUGCAAUACACCUUCAGGAAGCGAAGAUGGACCUGGAUCGGCCAUCAGUUUCUAAAAUGUUUUUGUUUCGUUUCCUUUUCUUUAGAGCCAGUCCACAUCAUCGCAUACGAGGGAGAGUCGGUGACUUUACCAUCGGGCAGGAACUCGUCCUGGAACCUCAGCCGCAUCCAGUGGUCCAUAUUCAACAACAUAACGUUCAUAGCCACCCUCAGAAGCGGCGAACGGAAUACCAACCACUUCGAGAGGUACAGGGGCCGACUGACCCUCGACACCACCACCGGAGACCUUCACAUGAGCGGCCUGAGAGGAGACGACUCCAGGCUGUAUUCGGUUCUCCUGAUGGCAGGCGACGGACAGGAAAACCACGAGGUCAACCUUGAAGUUCGAGAACAACUACCUGUGCCACAUUUAACCAUCAAGGUGGCCACGGUACACGAUGGGCAUUGCAGGGCUGAGGUGAGGUGCGACCCACGGCGGGCUGGUCUUAGCAUCUCAUGGCAGUCAACGAACUCUACAACCAAAUACUAUCAACGAUUGGAUGGCAACGAUUCAGUCCUGUAUGCGGAGGUACAAGAAUACAGCACAGGAAACUUUACCUGUUUUCUCAGCGAUGGCUUACGUCAUAAAAAAAACACAACAGCGGGACCAUGUCAAUUAAAAGAGCGUCAUCAUCACUACAUCACUGCAUGUUUGCUGAGUUUGGGGCCUGGACUUAUUUUUCUAGUAUACAGAUUACAGAAGAUAUCAGGAGGUUACAGCACCUCUUGAUAUGGCGAUGAGGAGGGGGGGCCCACAAGCUGUCGGGAAAAGUUUACCUUGUCGUACAACGUCUGGGGCUGAAAAGGCAAAG